This is a messenger RNA of Sarcophilus harrisii (Tasmanian devil), 4405 nucleotides long. RefSeq names its product protocadherin alpha-5. The record is from RefSeq and is a predicted model, not a curated record. Gene Ontology annotation, molecular function: calcium ion binding. NCBI's taxonomy places the organism in Eukaryota, Metazoa, Chordata, Mammalia, Dasyuromorphia, Dasyuridae. The coding region runs from base 1375 to 3789 and encodes 804 amino acids. Gene Ontology annotation, biological process: homophilic cell-cell adhesion. The transcript has a single exon. Gene Ontology annotation, cellular component: plasma membrane.
GACAGAGAGAAGCAGCAAAGGUCUUUUUUAAGCACAAACUUAUCUUUGGGAAACACAACAAUCUUAGAUUCCUCCUCCUGCUUCAAUAAUUCAAGCAUGAACAUGCAAAAACAACAUGAAUUCCAGCUUUGGAAUAUCUGGAUCUAGAAGCUCUGAGAAGGCCUAAAAAAUAUUUUCCUUUUAGAGGUGAUAACCUUGAUGUUGGGUAAAUUAAUGGAUAGAUUUCAAAAUAAAGGGAUGAACUUUGUGUGUAUAAAGGAGUAGAUGAAUUUUUUACAAAGAUGAAAAUAAUUCUAAGGAGUAAUAGACUAAAUUUUUUUCUCAGUUAUUAUUUCUAUCUGCUUAGUAAGAAAAUGAAACUCUCUUUCCCCAUGGAAGAUAAAGAAAGCAGGAAAUGAAACAGUCCCUUUCAUUUAAUAGUGCUGCCUAAUGUUCUCUACAGUAUGAGAACAACAAUUUUUGCAACUUGAAUAGAAGCAUAAUGAAGGACAUAGGAGAAGAACAAAACUACUUAAGCAACAAUUUGAAGAGGUCAGUGAUAGUUUCUCUAACCAUAAAUAAAGACAAUAUGUAGAUAAAUUGAGCCUUAGAAUACAGAUAUUCAAAUUUACAGCAAUAUCUUAAAACUCUGAUUUUUUGCAUCAAUAAAAGGAUAUUUUCCACACAAAUGGAAAUGUAUAAUAUGAAUGAAAAAAGUCAAUCAACUAGCAUUUAUAUCUUAAAAGCCUACUAUGUAUGCCACACUGUGCUAAGCCCUGGAAGAAUUAAGACUAAUAGAACUUGAUUCUAUAAAACAUGGAUCCAACAAUAAUGAUAAUUCAAAGAAUCUAUGUAGGAAAACAUUUUCAUUGUCUUGUAUAUGUAGUUUGGAAAAUUGAAAGUACAGUUAAAUGAAAGAUACAGUUAUAAUUUUUCCUGAGAUUUACAUUUAAAACAACAAUGUACUUGGUAGAGCAAUUUACAAGAUAAGACCAUAAUUAGAAUCUAAGUAGACUUACAUAAACAAGAUAUAAGACCUUUAAAGAGUUCUUGAAGUGAGCGAUAUUACAUAAAGGAAAUGAGGGCAAUGGGAUCUAAAAUAAGUGAAUGAAAGAAACUCUACAUUAAUCUAUACUUACAUAUUGAACCACAUGAUGUCGCUGUCCUCCGCAAGGUGGAUUUUCUAACAAAGGAUAGACUGUGUUUCUAUUCUUCUCAACGAAAUAGACACAAGCUUAUUCAAUGGGUGAUUCAGAACGAACGGUAAUAUUCAAGGAAGGCCAAAAGCAAAGAAAAUUUGACUUAAGGAGAAGGAUAAAUUAGUUUUUCGAAGGAAUUCUUUAAGUUGAGAAUCAUUAACCAGUGAUACAUAAAUCUGGAGAGAAAGGUUUUGCUAUGGCGUUUUCUUGGGGAGCCGAACUGGGAGCCCAGCACCUGCUGUUCUUGAUUCUUCUUCACACUGUCUGGGAGGUGGGGAGCGGCCAGGUCCAUUACUCCGUACUGGAAGAAGCGAAACACGGUACGUUCGUGGGGCGAAUCGCUCAGGAUCUGGGUCUGGAAGUCAGAGAGCUGGUGCCUAGGUUGUUUCGGGUUGUUUCCAAAGAUCGCAGGGAUUAUUUGGAGGUAAAUGUACAGAACGGCGUUUUGUUUGUGAAUUCGCGAAUCGACCGGGAGUACUUGUGUGGCCGAAAUCCGGUUUGUAGCAUCCACUUGGAGGUAGUCGUAGACAAGCCUCUGCAGGUUUUCCAUGUGGAGGUGGAGAUCAAGGAUAUUAAUGACAAUCCGCCUGUGUUCUUGGUUAAGCAACAAAAAUUAUUCAUUUUAGAAUCCAGGACUGCAGAUUCUAGAUUCCCAUUAGAGGGCGCGUCUGAUGCUGAUAUAGGGGCUAAUGCAGACUUAUUAUACAAGCUGUCUGAGAGUGAAUAUUUUACUUUGGAUAUAAAUACAAAUGAGGGGGAGACUAAAUCCAUAGAGCUAGUUUUAAAAAAAUCUUUAGACAGAGAAGAAACUCCUGAACAUAAUUUAUUAUUGAUGGCCACAGAUCAAGGUAAACCAGAACUAACUGGAACAACACAAGUGCUGAUUUCUGUGUUGGACGCAAACGAUAACGCCCCAGUAUUCGAUAAAUCCAUCUACAAUGUUAAAUUACUCGAAAAUAUUCCCAACGGGACGCUAGUGAUCAGACUGAACGCCUCUGAUGCAGAUGAAGGAGUAAAUAAAGAGAUACAGUAUCACUUUGGAAGUCUUAUUUUAGGUAAUGUAAGAUCAAAAUUCAGCAUCGAUAGUAAUACAGGAGAAAUAAGAGUAAAUGGAAAUCUGGACUAUGAAGAAUGUAAUUUAUAUGAAAUCAAGGUUGAGGCUGUUGAUAGAAGUGCUUUUCCGUUAACAGGUCAUUGCAAAGUUAUGGUGAAGUUACUAGAUGUUAAUGACAAUGCUCCCCAGGUGUCUGUAACUUCUUUAUCUCUACCAAUCCUGGAGGACGCUCCGCCAGGUACAGUUAUCGCCCUUGUCAGUGUUUUUGACAGAGAUUCGGGAGCCAACGGGCAAGUGACUUGCUCCCUGUCACCCCCGGGACCCUUUGCUCUGGUGUCCACCUUCAGGAAUUAUUAUUCACUAGUGCUGGAUAGUUCUGUUGACCGUGAGAGCGUGCCGGCUUAUGAGCUUCUAGUGACUGCGAGGGACGGCGGGACACCAGUGCUUUGGGCCACGGCUAAGGUGUCUGUGGACAUUGGCGACGUAAAUGACAACGCACCUUCCUUCGAACAAUCUAUGUACACUGUGUUUGUGAAGGAGAACAACCCGCCGGGCAGUCACAUCUUUACUGUGUCUGCAUUGGACCCAGAUGCACAGGAAAACGCGCUCGUGUCUUACUCGCUAGUGGAGCGGCGGGUAGGGGAGCGUCCGCUGUCAAGUUAUGUGUCUGUGCACUCGGAGAGCGGGAAAGUGUACGCCUUGCAGUCUCUCGACCACGAGGAGCUGGAGCUGCUUCAGUUCCACGUGAGCGCCCGAGAUGCGGGUUUCCCUCCUCUGGGCAGCAACGUGAGCCUGCAGGUAUUCGUCCUGGACGAAAAUGACAACGCACCGACCGUACUCCCGCCUCAUGGUGGCCUUAGCCCAGUGACAGAACUGGUAUCACAAUCUGUAGCCGUGGGCCACGUGGUGGCUAAAAUUCGAGCCGUGGAUGCGGAUUCUGGAUACAAUGCGUGGCUAUCUUACGAGCUGCUUCCAGAGGGGAGCAUUGGACGCUGUCCUUUUCGCGUGGGUUUGUACACCGGCGAGAUCAGCACCACGCGGGCUCUGGAGGAUUUGGAUGCAUCAAGGCAGACCCUACUGGUAUUAGUGAAGGACCAUGGGAAACCUGAGUUGUCAACCACAGCAACUGUGAUUGUGUCACUGGUGGAAAACGGGCAGGCGUUCAAAACUUCAUCUAGCAGUUCUGAGGUCCUGGGAAAGGCUGGUAUGGAAAAGGAAUCAUCGUUGAUGGAUGUGAAUGUCUAUCUGAUCAUCGCUAUCUGUUCGGUGUCUAGUUUAUUGGUACUGAGCCUGUUGCUUUAUGUGGCUCUUCGAUGCACCGUGUCCCCGAAGGGUGUGUAUGGUACUGGGAAGCCUACGCUAGUAUGUUCCAGUGAAGUUGGAAGCUUGUCUUAUUCUCAGCAGCAGCGGCAGAAGGUGUGUUCCUGGGAUGGGAUGACCAAGAAUGAUCUCAUGGCCUUCAGUCCCAAUCUCCCCCAGCCUCCUAGUUCUAGGGAAGCAGGUCAAACCCAGGAAGGUGCGAUGGAAUAUCCCGGGAAGGUGAGUAGAAAUUUCUAAUUCUUAGCAACUAUAUAAUUGUAAUUUUAAAAAUUUCCGAAUGUAAUUAGUAUUUACAUAACACCUACUAUGUGCCAGGCAUUUUACAAAUAUGAUCGCAUAUUUUUAAAAUAAUCUCAUUUGAUCCUCACAACAAUGGAUAGCUACAUCACCCUUUCAGAUUCCACAGUAAAUAAGAGUAAUGAAUUUCUGCCAAAAUAGUUACCCUGACUAAUCUCAUUUAUGGUAGAUUUAUGUUCAAAUCGUCUGUGAUUCUCUACUUUUUCCUAGAGUCUAGUUUUUAAUUCUUUGGCUGAACAUUUAAGAAUCUCUAUAGUAAUUCAAUCUUUCCUUUCCAUUUUUAAAAAUUAAAUUUCUCCACGCUUUUCCAGUUUUAAAAAUUAAGUUCUUCCACAUAUUUUAAGCUAGGUUUCUGGAUAUUCCACAAAACUAGAACAUUUCUCUCUGUAUUUUCAGCUAUUGACUUCCUAUGCAUUUUAAAAUGCCUUACUCAAAUGUUCUCUCCUUCAUGAUAUCUUUAUUGAAAAUACUCUCAUUAUUAUUUAUUGAAAUUUCUCCCAUAGCAUAUACCCUGAUAUACUUACAUUUGUAACUUUCUGAGAAACUUGUCAUAUUU